Molecule: messenger RNA, 1539 nt
Organism: Gracilinanus agilis (Agile Gracile Mouse Opossum)
Lineage: Eukaryota; Metazoa; Chordata; Mammalia; Didelphimorphia; Didelphidae
Gene: IRX4
Product: iroquois homeobox 4
Exons: 5
Coding region: 1-1539 (512 amino acids)
Biological process (GO): regulation of transcription by RNA polymerase II; cell development; neuron differentiation
Cellular component (GO): nucleus
Molecular function (GO): RNA polymerase II cis-regulatory region sequence-specific DNA binding; DNA-binding transcription factor activity, RNA polymerase II-specific
Source: RefSeq, a predicted model, not a curated record
AUGUCAUACCCUCAGUUUGGAUACCCUUACUCUUCUGCACCACAGUUCCUGAUGACCACUAAUUCCCUGACUACUUGCUGUGAAUCUAGCGGCCGGACGUUAGCAGACUCCGGGGCAGCUGGCUCAGCUCAGACCCCAGUCUAUUGUCCUGUGUAUGAGAGCAGGCUGCUGGCCACAGCUAGGCAUGAGCUCAAUUCCGCCGCAGCCUUGGGAGUCUAUGGGAACCCUUAUACCGGCACCCAGGGCUACGGAAACUACGUUACCUACGGCACUGAAGCGUCUGCCUUCUAUUCUUUGAAUAGUUUCGACUCAAAAGAUGGGACUGGAUCUGCGCAUGCGGGCAUCACACAGGCAGCAGCAGCUUACUAUCCCUAUGACCACACGCUCAGCCAGUAUCAAUAUGACAGGUAUGGCACGAUGGAUGGGGGAACACGGAGGAAAAAUGCCACUCGAGAAACCACCAGCACCUUGAAAGCCUGGCUGCAGGAGCACCGAAAGAAUCCCUAUCCGACAAAGGGUGAGAAGAUCAUGUUGGCCAUCAUCACUAAGAUGACUCUCACACAGGUUUCCACCUGGUUUGCCAAUGCCCGCAGGAGGCUCAAGAAAGAGAACAAAAUGACUUGGCCACCUCGAAACAAAUGCUCAGAUGAGAAAAGACCCUAUGAGGAGGAAGAAGAGGGAGAGGAAGAGUCCCAGGAAGACCAUCUCAAGAAUGAGAAGAAUGAUGCUGACCGGGUCCGCAAGGAAGAGAAGGAACUCGAGCUUAGUGACUUAGAUGAUUUUGACCCCAUUGAGUCAGAGAGCUCAGAGUGCGAACUGAAGCCGCCCUUCCAGCACCUGGACAGCGGCCACAUGCGUGCAGCCUCAGGAGGCACUGACUGUCCAGGGGACUCUUGCAAGGAGACUGCUACCUCUCUAAAAAUGUCGCUCCCUGGAAGCGUCCAGCUGGAGGAAGAUGUGGAUCGGACCAAGAACUGCCUCAAGAGCGUAGUAGAUGAAUGUGAGCAAGAUCUAGUAGUGGGAGGGCGACAGAGGGGCUGCGACUCUAAAAUGUGCUUCCAGCAGCCGGGAGAGUCCCAAAUCUUGGAGGCCAAGCCCCGGAUCUGGUCCCUAGCACACACAGCCACGUCUCUGAACCAGACUGAAUACCCUUCCUGCAUGUUGAAGCGCCAAGGACUCUCCUCUUCUUCCUCAUCUGCCUCCUCUUCUUCUUCCUCCACUGCAGUCUCAGCUCCCAGCGGUCUCGACAGGCAUCAAGAUUCCCCUGUCACCAGUCUCAGAAACUGGGUGGAUGGGGUCUUUCACGACCCUAUUUUCAGGCACAGUACUUUGAACCAGGCCUUGAGUAACACUACGGUGUCCUGGGCUACGACCAAAGGAGCCAUCCUGGAAACGGGAGCCCUGGGACGCUCUCUAGGAAACAGCACGGACAUGCUGAAGGGGCAUCUGGCAAACUUCCCCCCACACCACCACCACCAUGACUCCAAUAAGGAGCUCCUCUCCUUUCCCAAAUCUGGCAGCAAAAUGUUCUGUUCCUAA